AUCAUGUUGUCAUCAUGUUUUCAGCCUCAGUAACAAAUACAGAUCGUGGCGAAAAUUUAACGUUCGAAUUUUAUGCAAUCCCUAUAUAUACACAUAUAUAGAAGCAAAGAAAUUUCAAAAAAAAAAAAUUACACACUAAAUAUUAAUCCAUUAAUUGAUUAUGGCGAAAUCGGCAUUUUCUUCAAUGAAAUUAGCAUUCCUCGCGGCGGCGGCGAUGCUGCCGGCGGCGGCGCUCGCCGGGUGCACGUGCGAGGCCGACGAGGAGGAUCGCGACAAGACGCUGGCGCUGAAAUACAAGAUGGCGGCGCUGGCGUCGAUCCUGGCGGCGGGCGCCGCCGGCGUGUGCCUCCCGGUGGCGGCGAAGCGGAUUCCGGCGCUGAGCCCGGAGAGAAGCCUUUUCUUCGUGGUGAAGGCGUUCGCCGCCGGCGUGAUCCUGUCGACGGGGUUCAUACACGUGCUGCCGGACGCCUUCGAGAGCCUGACGUCGCCGUGCAUCCCCGAGCACCCGUGGGGGGACUUUCCGUUCACCGGCUUCGUCGCGAUGGUGGCGGCCAUCGGGACGCUCAUGGUGGAUACCUACGCCACGUCGUACUACGGCCGGCGGUCGAGGGUGAAGGCGGCGGAUGGCGGCCACGACGACGAGGAGAGGGCGGUGCCGGUCCAUACCCACGCCGUGCACGGCCAUUCGCACGGCGCGGUGUCGUUGGAGGCCGUUUCCGGUGACACGGAGCUUCUUCGGCACCGUGUCAUCUCACAGGUGUUGGAGUUGGGAAUUAUUGUACAUUCUGUGAUUAUUGGAAUUGCAUUAGGAGCUUCGGAAAGUCCAAAAACAAUAAAGCCUUUGAUUGCGGCAUUGACCUUUCAUCAAUUUUUCGAAGGCAUUGGUCUUGGAGGAUGCAUUACUCAGGCAAAGUUUAAUGCACGUGCGGUAGCGAUAAUGGCGGUCUUUUUCUCACUCACAACGCCCAUAGGUAUCGCGAUAGGUAUUGGAAUAACUAACAUCUACAGUGAGACGAGCCCGACGGCUCUCAUCGUCGAGGGCGUCUUCAAUUCAGCGUCGGCCGGCAUCUUGAUAUACAUGGCAUUGGUCGAUCUUCUCUCGGCCGAUUUCAUGAGCCCGAAACUCCAAAAUAAUGGAAAGCUUCAAUUAGGGGCAAAUGUGUCACUUCUUAUUGGGGCAGGGUGUAUGUCCCUUUUGGCCAAAUGGGCUUAAAUUAGGAAUUAUUUUGUAAUAUUAUUCGAAUAUUCGAUUUUGUUGCAUUUUUAUGCAAUUUAAUU
This is a messenger RNA of Salvia miltiorrhiza (redroot sage), 1278 nucleotides long. RefSeq names its product zinc transporter 8-like. The transcript has 3 exons. NCBI's taxonomy places the organism in Eukaryota, Viridiplantae, Streptophyta, Magnoliopsida, Lamiales, Lamiaceae. Gene Ontology annotation, biological process: zinc ion transmembrane transport. The record is from RefSeq and is a predicted model, not a curated record. The coding region runs from base 161 to 1213 and encodes 350 amino acids. Gene Ontology annotation, molecular function: zinc ion transmembrane transporter activity. Gene Ontology annotation, cellular component: plasma membrane.